This is a messenger RNA of Argiope bruennichi, 1779 nucleotides long. RefSeq lists its product as uncharacterized. The transcript has 2 exons. The record is from RefSeq and is a predicted model, not a curated record. The coding region runs from base 1 to 1779 and encodes 592 amino acids. Lineage: Eukaryota; Metazoa; Arthropoda; Arachnida; Araneae; Araneidae.
AUGUUUCGUCAGAUUUUAGUCGUGCCACAUCAAAGAGACUAUUUACGAAUUUUAUGGUUUGAUGAAAACUCCCAUCAAGAAGUAACAUUUAGAUUAAAAACUGUGACAUAUGGCACUUCAUGUGCACCUCAUCUUGCCAUACGCACCAUUAAACAAUUAGCUUUAGAUGAAGCGUCGGACUUUCCGUUAGCAUCGGAAAUGGUUUUACGCGACCUUUACAUGGAUGAUGGGAUUACAGGCGCCCCGGAUAUCCAAACUGCACAAAUUCUACAACAACAGCUGAUAAAAAUGUUCGCAAGAGCAGGAAUGUCCUUACAUAAAUGGACUUCAAACUCACAUGAACUUUUAAAUAGUUUUCCAACUUCUAAUCCUGAAAACACUUUUCCCAUAGAUGAGCAGGUCUCAAAGGCUCUUGGCAUGCAUUGGAAGCCUUUCGAGGAUUUAUUCAUAUUCACAGUCAAGUAUGAAAAUAAAUCUAUGCUCACGAAACGAACAGUUCUCUCAGUCGUUGCCAGACUCUACGACCCCUUGGGUCUGCUGGGACCAGUUAUCUCUAAAAUGAAGAUUUUUCUCCAAAAAUUGUGGUUGCAAAAACUUACAUUUGACGACCCCCUUCCUCCAGCCAUUGGUAAAGAGUGGAGUCAUUUAGUUCAAUCCCUUAGGGCUCUUGAGCUAGUAAAAAUUCCAAGAUGGAUUUUAAAUGAAAAUCCUGUAAAAUUAAUUCUUCAUUGUUUCUCAGACGCCAGUGAAGCCGCAUAUGGAGCAGUUAUUUAUCUACAAUGCAUCAGUGCCAAUGAUAUAGUCACAUCUAGACUUGUAUGCAGCAAAUCUCGAGUCUCCCCAUUAAAGACUGUCUCCAUUCCCAGAUUGGAACUUUGUGGAUAUCUUCUCGCCGCUCAACUAAAGGCCAAGGUUAAAAAAGCUUUACAUCUACAAAUUGAUAGCACAGUGAUGUACACAGAUUCUACUAUUUCCCUAGCCUGGAUUCAAACACCACCAAAUCGUCUCAAGACAUUUGUUGCAAAUAGAGUGGGAAAAAUACAACAACUGACGCAGAACAACAAAUGGCAGCAUGUUUCCUCCACUUUAAACCCCGCAGAUGUGAUAUCAAGAGGACUAGUUCCAGAACAACUGAUUGACAACUAUUUAUGGUGGAAUGGACCAACUUUCCUUCAAGAACUACCUGUUUCUAUGAACUCUGCUGACCAACAAAUGAUUGAUGCAUCUCAAGAUUCUCAAUUUUUAUUGGAACUCAAGGACAAUACCACUCACUCCUUAGUGACUUUAAAUUCAGAUUUUCUUACUAACUUUUUCAAAAUUAGUAAUAAGUAUAACAAAUUAAUACGUGUUUUCAGUUUUCUCCUCAGAUUUCUAGGAAACUGCAGAAACAAGAAGAUGAAGGGUUCACUCUCCUCAAUGGAAAUCGAGGAAGCAGAAUUUAAAUUAAUUUCCCUUGUACAACAAAAUGUUCUUGCUGAUGAUUUCAAAAACUUAGCAAGUGGUAAACAGGUAAACCCUUCUAGCAAAUUAAAAAGUUUAUCCCCUUUUUUAGAUGAAGGUUCUAAUGUAAUUAGAGUAGGAGGCAGACUUAGAAAUGCCGACAUACCAUUUCAGCAAAAGUCAAAAUGGUACUUUCAAAAGGACAACAUUAGUGUCGGUACCAUGGUAGUAGUCAAAGACGACAAUGUCCCUCUUAAUUCUUCGUUGUUAGAACGUGUUCUUAAGGUUUUUUAUGUUAAAGAUAAUAUUAUUCGAGUGUGCCUUGUUAAAACAGCCUAA